CCACCAUGUUGUAGGAAAUCCACCACUGCUCCUCACUCACUGUCAGAUUAGACUGUAAUCUGGGGAGGCGGAGGAGGAUACGCUGUCAAGACGCUGUCUGCAUCUUGGAAGGACUCUCGGUGUUUCUCAUUUAUAAAUACGCGAAACUUUACGUGCUACUAUUAUUUUCUACAGUAUCCGGUCUGUAUAUGUAAAAUGAAACGCCAGUCUUUUGUUGUUGUUUCUGCCUCUCCGACUUGCCAAUACGUCCAAAUGUUAGCUGGCUAACUAGCUGAAAAGACUAACUAAAUCGGAUUAGCUGCUAACGGCAGCCUUAGAAUAGACAUACCUUUUUAAGUGCUGUAGUUGACACUUGUCAGAUGCACCGCAAGCGGUCGUCUUGUCGUUUUUGUCACAUAUACACAGUUGUGUAAACAUAGCUACUUUAUGUUUUAAUUAGUUCCUAGCAUCGAUGUUACUCCAAGCUAGUCCCGUUAUUAGCUAGUCAAACGAUAACUGAAGCUCCUUCGCUAGCUAAUCUUUACCGUGCGACAAGAGCAAACAUAAUAUUGGUGACGCCGAUACCUAACCAAACGUCAAGACGGAGCCGAGUCUGGCGGUCGUGCUAGCUUGUGUUUAGGCUAGCUACUAAAAGAUCUGUACAAUAUUUACGUUGAAAUUAGCCUCCAAGCGACGCCAAAAUGUCAGGAAAGGAUAAAGACAAACAACAGAAACAGUCCACAACUGAGCGACUGAUAAAAGCUGUGCCAUACCCUCCACAGCAUAAGCUGACUAUGAAAGAACUGUUUGAAAAUGGCAAGCCCAAUGCUGAGUUGCUCCGCAACCAUCUUGUCAAGGAAGGUAGGGUUGAAGAGGACGUGGCUCUUAAGAUCAUCAAUGAUGGGGCCAACAUUCUCCGCCAAGAGAAAUGCAUGUUGGAAGUGGAGGCGCCUAUAACAGUAUGUGGCGAUGUCCAUGGGCAAUUCUUUGACCUUAUGAAGUUGUUUGAAGUAGGAGGAUCACCCAGUAAUACACGAUAUCUUUUCCUCGGAGACUACGUAGAUCGAGGAUACUUCAGUAUUGAGUGUGUUCUCUACCUCUGGUCACUCAAGAUCAACCACCCCACCACACUCUUCCUCCUGCGUGGAAACCACGAGUGCCGGCACCUUACAGAGUACUUCACCUUCAAACAAGAAUGUAAAAUUAAAUAUUCAGAACGGGUUUAUGAUGCCUGUAUGGAGGCCUUUGACUGCCUGCCCCUAGCUGCCCUGCUUAACCAACAGUUCUUGUGUGUACAUGGCGGACUCUCACCAGAAAUCAACUGUCUAGAUGACAUAAGGAAAUUAGACAGGUUUAAAGAGCCUCCUGCAUUUGGGCCAAUGUGUGACCUGAUUUGGGCUGACCCCAGUGAAGACUUCGGCAGUGAAAAGACAACAGAGCACUUUAACCAUAACUCCGUCAGAGGCUGCUCGUACUUUUUCAGCUACUCAGCUGUCUGUGACUUUUUGGUAAAUAAUAAUUUGCUAUCAGUAAUAAGAGCCCAUGAAGCACAGGAUGCAGGGUAUCGGAUGUACAGAAAAAGCCAGACCACAGGCUUCCCUUCAUUAAUCACCAUCUUUUCAGCUCCAAAUUACCUAGAUGUUUACAACAAUAAAGCUGCUGUAUUAAAAUAUGAAAAUAAUGUGAUGAACAUCAGACAAUUUAACUGCUCCCCCCACCCGUACUGGUUGCCCAACUUCAUGGAUGUCUUCACGUGGUCUUUGCCUUUUGUUGGAGAAAAAGUGACAGAGAUGCUGGUGAAUGUGCUGAACAUUUGUUCUGAUGAUGAACUGAUGUCUGAGGGAGACGACCUAUAUGAAGGUGGUACCACUGCUAUGCGUAAAGAGGUCAUUCGGAACAAGAUUCGUGCUGUGGGGAAAAUGGCCCGUGUCUUCUCAGUUCUCAGGGAGGAAAGUGAAAGUGUGUUAACGCUCAAAGGCCUGACGCCGACGGGAACUCUUCCAGUGGGAGUGUUGUCUGGUGGAAAGCAGACCUUACAGACCGCUACCAUUGAGGCAGCUAAAGCAAAAGCCAUUCAAGGCUUUUCUCCUACAAGGAAAAUUCGUAACUUCGAGGAAGCACGCGGGCUGGACAGGAUAAAUGAGAGGAUGCCGCCUCGCAAAGAUGGCCAGCAGCCAGAUGGCACCGUGAUCAACACCAACACUCCUAAUAAGAAUGGCACUGAUGGAUAGGCAACAAAAACACCUUCCUCCCAUCUUCACACAACCCACAUCCCCUGACUCAUAGCCAUCAACAUCUCUCUUUCUGUUUUCCCUGUCUGUCGCUUGUACUGAAACUGCCUGUCCAUCUUCUACUCGCCUACAUUUGGGUGGAGAAAGGAAGCUGGCAAAUGAGUAGAUUAAAAAAAAAUAAUAAAAAUUAAAAAAAUGGGGUCCACAGUACAAGGAAAACACUCCCAGUUUAAAAUAUAAACAAAUGUGUGAGGAGUUAUUUGGGGAAAUUUUAACCUUACUGUAUUUAUUUAAAUAUAUUAGCUACAUUGUGUAAUAGCAACAAAUGAUUUUGCAGUUGUUCAAAUGUAUAUUGUAAACUUAAGUUCUAAGUUAUACAUGUCAAAAUGUCACAAUUUUGUAAAUUUAAACUCAGUUAGAUGAAGCCCUUGCUGUCCAGGAGAUUUAGCCAUUUUUUUUUCGUUAGAAAGGGAUGGACAAAUCCUGUAGUCUCAAUUUCCCCAUUUGAAUUUUACAAGGUUUUUUUUAAGCUCUUAAAUUUCUAUAUUCAGUGCAGUGUUUGCAUAUAUACUUGUUGGUACAAAUGUAACUAAUGUAUUAAUAAGUAAAAGGAUCAGAACAAAUACUGCAGUUUAAUAUUUUAUAUUUAAAAGCAGAAAUUUGAUGAGUCAUUUUCCACAAUAGUUUCCAAAGAAGCUAAGUCAAUCUUUUUAAGUAUUUUGACUUCUGUGUUCAUCACUAUAAAAAUGAUUUAUAUAGUAUGUGCAAUGAUAGCUGCUUUUACUGGCUACUAUGAUUUGUAUUCACCUGAAGGCAGCUAGGAUGACCUUGUUCUGCUGAACCAAAUAAUUUAAAGUAUAGUACAGCAGGCUUUACUCUGUCACCACAAAUACAUCCUGGUUGGAUGAUUUCUUCUUGAGAUCCUGCUCAUAAACAUGACAGCAUGAGAAACUAACUGGCACAAAAUGUUUCCUCUGCAAACAGUUUUCAGGCUUAAUUUGCUUAUAAACUUGUAAAAAGGAACUGCUGACCACCCAGUCCUUGAAAUAGCAUUGGGAAUUUCAGUAUAUUUAACACAAUUAUGGGAGUUUCAGUUGAUGUUUUUUUGACGGACCCUAAACUUUUGCUUUUGGGGCUUUCCAUUGUUAUAAAGUUGUAUUAGUGUCUCCAGCUAUUGUUGAUUAUACAGUAUGCGGAUGUUUUUUUGAAUUGUGAUAACUGUAUGUAUGAUAUAAGGGAUGCAUUUGAUGUUCAGUGAAGUGACAGCCCUUUGAUGAUGCUGGACACAGACACAUUCAACCGAGUCAUCCCUCAUUGGCAGGGAUGAUGCUAUUAAAAGGUACAGUACCACCACACAGCUCUCUAUCAAGGACUAGCAGUACUGUAAUCAUCUCAACCAUGGCUGACCUAUAUAUUCUGUAUAUUACAUUACAACUUAUGGUCAUACCAAAAUGGGGGACCAGUAAAAAUCCCUCAAAUUGCCUGUAAAGUUUUUUUUCUCCUCUUCGGUUCCUUUGGUCCGAACACCUUUACUGUUCUCACAGGCACUCCCAACCCUUUAAACAAUCAAUUUAACUGGUGCUUCGACACACCUGACUGUAAUUCUGUUGUUUUUGUAAUCCAGUAAGGAAAUGAAGAAAAGCUUUAAAAUCCUUUUAGCACGUUUCUUUCUGACUUGGGGAGUUUGUGCCCAUGUGCCAUACCAUCUUGGCCACACAUCAAGAUCACAGAUCGGAUGUGUGUUUGUAUGGUCCAGGAGACAUUCAAUUAUUCAAAAAGUGUCACUAGUAUUAACCUUGAAAAGUUCAUCAUUUCCAAAGCAUAAUUUUUCAUUUUGUUCACUAGAUAUGCGAAAAAAACAGUAAAAGUAAAGUAUUUCAGUUUACAGUCAAAGUUACUGUAUGACAUGAAGACUUGUUUUGAAGGUAAGGCUUUAUUGGGUGAGCCAUACAGUAUGUUGACCUCUUGUUAGGUCCUAUACAUAUCUUACAGAAUGUAAAAUCUUAAAAUAGCUGAAAAAAAAGACAAAGAAAAAGAAAAAUACUUGUCAUGCAAGGCAAUGAAAUCUUUUAUGUAGAUGUAUCACAAGAAAUUAACAAAAUAAAAAUACAGUGUUUAUUUGA
Molecule: messenger RNA, 4333 nt
Organism: Betta splendens (Siamese fighting fish)
Lineage: Eukaryota; Metazoa; Chordata; Actinopteri; Anabantiformes; Osphronemidae
Gene: ppp3cca
Product: protein phosphatase 3, catalytic subunit, gamma isozyme, a
Exons: 14
Coding region: 681-2210 (509 amino acids)
Biological process (GO): calcineurin-mediated signaling
Cellular component (GO): calcineurin complex; cytoplasm
Molecular function (GO): calmodulin binding; calmodulin-dependent protein phosphatase activity
Source: RefSeq, a predicted model, not a curated record